Molecule: messenger RNA, 2110 nt
Organism: Plutella xylostella (diamondback moth)
Lineage: Eukaryota; Metazoa; Arthropoda; Insecta; Lepidoptera; Plutellidae
Product: DDB1- and CUL4-associated factor 10 homolog
Cellular component (GO): Cul4-RING E3 ubiquitin ligase complex
Molecular function (GO): protein binding
Source: RefSeq, a predicted model, not a curated record
UCAAUCCAAAAGUUUGACAGCUCGUGAUUAUUGAAUUUUAUUUUACUUCCUCCUUCUCAUUCUAUUUUUAUUUACGUAAACUAAAUGGAAAAUGUAGACAAAAUUGCCUGAAUAUAUAAAUUAGAGCAAAGCAUUUACUACGCUACCAUGCUGUGUACUUAAUUUCUUGUGGUGCAUUUAAAUACUUAAUCGUUGUGUGAGUUCGUUGUCCUGCCACAAUGGGUUCGAAGGGUUAUUCACCGUUUAUGGCUAGGAACUCCGCGUUCAGCCCGUACCGGCUGCUCCGGCGGGAGCUCGGGUUCCCGGCGGCGGUGGGCGCGGGCGACGCCAUGGCGCGCAGCCUGUACUGCGGCAUGAAGCCCAUCGCCUCCUGGGACUGCGACCAGGCGCAGGCGCUGCCCACUGGAGGAGUCUUCAACCUUGAAUUUUCACCGGAAGGAAACCUGUUGGUGGCAGCUUGUGAGAAAAAGUCCAUACAAAUAUUUGAUCCUUUGACUCAUCAGAGGAUCUAUUCAGUGAAUGGGGCCCACUCAGACUGUGUCAACUGUGUGAAAUUCCUUGACGGGCGCAUGUUCGCGACUUGCUCCGACGACACCACCAUAGCUCUGUGGGAUGUAAGAAAUUUAAAAAAGAAAAUACGGUCUCUAGCCGGCCAUUCACAUUGGGUUAAAAACAUAGAGUUCUCACACAAAGACAAACUCCUCGUCACAUCAGGACUGGACGGCAGUAUAUACACGUGGGAUAUAAAUAGUUAUACGGAGUAUAAUCUGGUGUACCAAAGAGUGUUUCAUGCGUCUGGUCUGAUGCGGUGCCGGCUGACUCCGGACGCUCGGCAGAUGGUGAUGUGCACCACGGGAGGACUGCUCGUUAUUAUACAUGAUCUCAACUUGGCGACGCUGGCACAGGACUUGCAUGGAUUUAAGCCAAACUUAUACAGGCUGAUGCAGAUGUCCCGCCAGCUGAUCCCCAUAGCCGCGAUGUACGAACACCUGUUCGAUAGGAAUAGAAAGGAGAACCGAGUGGAGUUUGUUUCCGACUUCCCAGAGGUUAACGACGCGGAGGUCGUCAGCGCUUUGCAGAUUCACCCGCAGGGCUGGACGGCGCUCAGCAGGAACAUCAGCCACGACGACCGCUCAGAGUGGUCUUGCAUCCACGACAUCCAACCCGACGAGGGUGUGUCAGACAAGAGCACUCGCGACUGUUCCCCCCCCGCGCGCCGCCCCCGCCGCCGCGCCGCCCCGCGCCGCCGCCCCGUCCGCGCCACCAGGCAUAGCCCAAGAGAGACACAUGACAACAGCUCAACAUCAGAAAGCUCGAGCCAGGAGCAAGAAGGCGAGCCGGUGACGUCACGCACCGAGCCCUCAGCACAGGGGGCCACCGCGCCCGCCGCCGCCGCGCCCGUGGGGCCCGCCGGCAACAACAACGUGGCCGUGGUCGGAGCUCAAGGACUAUCAAGUAUACAAAACGACGUGUGGGAGGCGCAGAUCACGAUAAGACAACAGAGAAUGUUAAGAGAAAUGGCUAGUAGAGGGCAGGUGGGUCGCAACUUCAACAUGCAGCGGAUAAUGGGCAUCAACACGGGCAUCGCGCCGCCACCGCCCGCCCGCCCCCGCGCCGCGCGCCCCGCCCCCGCGCGCCUCCUGCCCCGCCAUGUCGACAGCGAUAGACUGAGCACAUCUCCGUCCAUGUCGGGGCAGACGCCGGCGCCGGCGGACCCCGCGCACCACAUCCGCGAGAACCGCGACCGGCUGCUCUACUACAUCGAGGAGACCAACGAGGGGAAGGGCUUCAUCAAGGAGCUGUGCUACUCGGCGGACGGGCGGCUCGUGUGUUCUCCCUUCGGCCGCGGCAUGAGACUUCUAGCGCUUAAUGAGUCUUGCAGCGAGCUGCCGCACUGCGUGCCCGGCCUGCAGGGACCCACGCCCAUGGUCGAGGUGGGCCAGAGCCUCGGCAUCCACCAGGACAUCGUGGUGAGCUCCAAGUUCAGCCCGCGCGGCCCGCUGCUGGUCACCGGCUGCCUCGAGGGCAAGAUCGUGUGGUACGAGCCCUUCAGCGGGGAGCAGCUGCACUGAGUGAUAUCAUAGGACUUUAUUAAAUAGUUGACGACAGA